Messenger RNA from Rhinichthys klamathensis goyatoka, 951 nucleotides. RefSeq names its product ring finger protein 11b (gene rnf11b). The record is from RefSeq and is a predicted model, not a curated record. NCBI's taxonomy places the organism in Eukaryota, Metazoa, Chordata, Actinopteri, Cypriniformes, Leuciscidae. The coding region runs from base 424 to 888 and encodes 154 amino acids. The transcript is spliced from 3 exons.
AGUGACUGCCUGAAAGGCAACAUUGCCUGAGUCGCCAUUGAGAGCGAGCGCAUAUUUGAUAUUGUAGAAAUUAUUCGUUGUAGGCUAACCAGUGUUUACGGUUGAGACGAAGAGAAAAGGACAACUCUACAUAACACGGGUUUAGGGCAAAUAUACGUAUUUGACAGGGUUAAACUGUGUGUGUUUAUAAAAGCAUCGUUUCAUAUCCGUGUAUAACACUUUUUUUCCAGGGUUCUUUGUGUGUCGACAAUGGUUUGUUUUUCUCCGUCAGGAUCUCUAAUGGUGAUCGGAUCAUUUUAAAUGAAUGAUAGACGUUUAGUCAUUCUGUUUAAAAGGACAGAAGUCUGGUUGGAGUGAUUAAGGGCGCACAGGAAGAGAUAGGCAGCAUUUCAACAUUUAGAUAACAAGGAGUUUGGAAAGGAGAUGGGGAAUUGUCUGAAAUCUCCCACUUCGGAUGAUAUCUCCUUGCUCCACGAAUCACAGUCAGACAGGGCCAGUUUCGGUGACGCCAACGAUCCGGAUCAGGAACCGCCACCUCCAUAUCAGGAGCAGAUCCAUGUGCCGGUGUACCACCCCACUCCCAGCCAGGCCCGUCUGGCGACCCAACUGACUGAAGAGGAGCAGGUGCGGAUCGCUCAAAGGAUCGGUCUCAUCCAGCAUCUUCCUAAAGGUGUCUAUGAUCCAGGCAGUGACGGCACCGAGAAGAAGAUUCGAGAGUGUGUGAUCUGCAUGAUGGACUUUGUGUACGGAGACCCCAUUCGGUUCCUCCCCUGCAUGCACAUCUACCACCUGGACUGCAUAGACGACUGGCUGAUGAGGUCCUUCACGUGUCCCUCCUGUAUGGAGCCUGUAGAUGCUGCCUUGCUCUCGUCCUAUGAAACUAACUGACUACUGCCUGCACUGAUCCCCGCCCUACGCACACACAGCCCUGGAGUCCUGUCCUCACACAGC